UGAGAAGGAGCGGCAAGACAACCAACAGACGGAAAGUUUGCGUCUCAUUUUAGUUUGUUUCAGCCGAGCGUCCACUUAAUUGAACUGAACGUUUACCAAAAUUACAAAAACAAAACCAACAAAGAAAAGAAAGACUAAUACUCUGACCGGGAACUUUAUUUUGGAGUUGCCUUCGGCGCUGUAGAGGUGGAUUAACUUGACGGCCAACUUCAAAGCUCGCGGCGACAUUUAACUAUUUUGAAUUUUAAUUUAAUUUAAUUUUUGGGACUUUACCUUUGAUCUUGUGAUGGAGAACCCCUUAUUGAUGACGACACUCAUGCUCAUGUUGUGUUUGCUGCCGAGGAUUUUGAAAGCUCAAGCGAGUGCACCUGAGGGAGUUCUAAACUGCUGCGAGGGAGACGUCCUUUUCCUUCUGGAUUCCUCUGGCAGCAUAUCGUCCUACGAGCACUCCCGCAUGCUCGACUUCCUGUCAGAGCUUCUGCUGCCCUUUUCCCUGGGUGAGGAUCAGGUGAAGAUUGGACUUCUACAGGUGGGAAGCCAACCACGGCUUGAGUUUGGAUUUGACACCUAUAGCACCCAAAAUGGCCUCCAGGGGGCUUUGAGGAGCAUCAAACCCCUCAGGGGGGACACCAACACCGUGGAGGCACUGAGGAUCGCAAAGGAUCAGGUACUGAAGCCAGGACCUGUGGACGGGGCCCGUGUGGGGCUCCCAAGGGUGCUGGUGUGGCUGACUGAUGGGGUGAAGCCGGGUGACGUGAUCGGACCAAUGGCUGAGCUGAAAGAGGAGGGUGUGGCGGUGCUGGUGGUCUCCACUGACCAUGGUAACUAUCAGGUGCUGAGGCAGGUUGUGUCGCCCCCUGCUGAAAACCACCUAUACUUUGUGGACAUUGAUGACAUGAGCAUCAUCUCAGAGGACCUGCGGGAUGCCAUCAUCGAGAUAAUCCGUGCCGAGCGUAUCAAUGUCCGAGACGUCUCCACCAAUGCCGCCACCCUCCAGUGGCGACCCGUUCUGUCCGGUUUGCCGGGCUACUACGAGAUACGCUUCGGCCCACGUCCAUCUGGCGGAUCAGGUGGAUCAGGAGGUGCAGGAGGCGGGACAGGGACCAGUCCAAGCACUGGUGGAAGUCAGUACCAGAGACUGGUCCAGUCUGCAGAUUCCAACUCUGUCAGGCUAACAGGCCUGAAGCCUGACACCACAUACACGGCCACCUUGACACCCGAGUCUAAUGAACAGUCUUUUAACACGCUAUCUGUCACCUUCACCACUAAUUCAGAGGUGCAGAGUCCAGCUGUGGUUACGGUCUCAGAGUCGGGGCCGACGAGUAUUCGGGUGAGCUGGGGUCCUCUACAGCCGGAGGUGGUCACAAGUUACUACAUUGAAUACUCCACCCUGCCAACUGGCAAGCUGCAAGCAAUCACAGUGGACAAGUGGCAGAACUCUACGCUGCUCAAGAACCUCCAACCAGAUAGCACCUACUUGGUCACCGUUAGCGCCCGACAUUCUUCGGGCAAGGAGAGGGCAAUGUCGGUCAAAGUCUGCACCAAGGAAGUGACUCCAGCCCUGUCCGACCUGCAGCUGACCACAGUGGACAGUCACUCCGUGCAGGUGGACUGGAGAGGCAGCGCCGAUGGAUUAAAGGGCUACUGGCUCACAUGGGAGGGACGGCAAACGAGCGCUGACCAGCGCACUUCAGUCUACUUGCCGCCAAAUUCCCUGUCGACACGACUCAGCAAUCUCCCCCCUUCUGCCAGGGUGUGCGUGUCACCCAUUUAUAGGACAGCGCGGGGAGAGGGACUGUGUUGCACGACACGGUUUACCUCAGAAGCAUCAGCGUACGGCUACCAAUCAUAGCACCAGACUGCACCUAACCAAACAUGGAGGUUAGCAAGAAGAACAAGUUGGGCUUCAUCCAUAAUUCUUCCAUGCUUCUCCGUGGCUUUGUGGAUAUGAUCCAGGAAUGAUGUGUAGCUUGGCUUGUCCUGAGCUUCUCAUGCAGAAAGCACAGACACUUUGAAAGGAGUGGUGCAGGACAAUGUGGCCGCAUGUUGUCUGCCAAAACAUGGAAAACAAGGGACUAUUUUACUUUUUAUUGCUAUUAUAGUGCCUCUGUGGUCUACAAUAUGUUUAUUAUUGAGGUGUUCAAUAUUAGAAAUACAGUAAUUUAGAACAUUUAGAGAAGGGCUGUCUUAUUGGCUCAUAUCUGCACUUUUAGAGGAUUAAGUGUAUCUGUUCAGGAGAAGUGCAUGCUGGGAAUACCCAUGAUAAUUGAUGUGGCUUGUUUUUGCAGGACAUUUUGCACCAUCUGUUGGCCCCAUGCCCAAAGUUUGGAUUUUUUUCCACAUACCACAAAAGAGAAAAUAUAACUUCUGAGUUAUCCUUAUAAUAAGUACUUAUACAUUUUAUGUUUGGCAAUUUAGGUUGGUAACGCGCAGUACAUCAAUCUUUAAACUAAGAAAACACUUUUAUGACCAAACAUGCCAGAGAUUUUGCAUUUAUUACAAAUAUCUAUAAUCGCCAUCGUUUGUAUUUAUUCUUUCGCACUCCUGUAAUCAUAAUUAACAUUAGCAUAAGUAAUGUACUUUUUGGAGACGUUUCAAAGCUAUUACUAAGUGAGUCUUUGCUGCCCCCUGCUGUCAGCAACCACACAAGCGUCUUUUCAAUUUAAAAAAAUAUGUCAACGUUUUCUGAGGAAAUGUUUUAUUUUACGUUUGUUGACCUGCUCUGCCUUGUAACUUCAGUUUGCAAUAAA
Messenger RNA from Dunckerocampus dactyliophorus (ringed pipefish), 2750 nucleotides. RefSeq names its product von Willebrand factor A domain containing 1 (gene vwa1). Lineage: Eukaryota; Metazoa; Chordata; Actinopteri; Syngnathiformes; Syngnathidae. The record is from RefSeq and is a predicted model, not a curated record. Bases 287 to 1852 code for a protein of 521 amino acids. Gene Ontology annotation, molecular function: protein binding. The transcript has 6 exons.